Camelina sativa (false flax) is the source of this 1094-nucleotide messenger RNA. The record is from RefSeq and is a predicted model, not a curated record. Lineage: Eukaryota; Viridiplantae; Streptophyta; Magnoliopsida; Brassicales; Brassicaceae.
UGCCUUCAGAUAGAAAGCGAUGAAGACAAGUUAUGGAAGGCUGAUGUUAGAGAAACAAUUGAAGAACUUGCUGCUAGAGGAAAAAAGUUCCUGAACUGGCUAUGGACAAGGAAAGAAAAAGAGAUAGCUAUUGUGACACACAGUGGUUUCUUGUUUCACACAUUGAAUGCACUACAAAGCGAGUGCCAUCCAGAUGUUAAGAAGGAAAUUUGCGGCCACUUUGCUAAUUGUGAGCUACGUUCAAUGGUCAUCGUCGUCGACAGGGCCAAACCGGCGACUGCUGCAAUGGAAAAUAAACAAAAAGACGAACAACGUCUUUUGGUUUACGAGUAUAUGCCUAAUGGUAGUCUUGAAAAUCAUUUGUUUGAAAGGGGUUCUAAUGUGCUUUCUUGGUCACUGCGUAUGGAAGUGGCGAUUGGUGCUGCUAGAGGGCUUUGUUUUUUGCACGAAGCUAAGGAUCAAGUCAUUUACAGAGACUUCAAAGCAGCAAAUAUCCUUCUUAAUUCAGGAUUCAACCCAAAACUCUCAGACUUUGGAUUGGCAAAAGAAGGUCCAAAAGACAACCGUUCACAUGUGACAACCCAAGUCAUCGGUACAGAAGGUCAUCUAACUACGAAAUGUGACGUCUACAGCUUUGGUGUCGUCUUGCUAGAGAUUCUAUUUGGACGUAGAGCAAUAGACAAAACUAAAGCUCGACAAGAAGAAUAUUUAGUGGAAUGGGCGACACCUUACUUGCGAGACAAGCGAAAAGUGUUUAGGAUAAUGGACACGAAGCUUGUGGGUCAAUACCCUCAGAAAGCAGCGUUUAUGAUGUCUUUCUUGGCUUUACAAUGUAUUGGAGAGGUUAAAGUUAGACCAUCGAUGCCUGAGGUCUUGUCUCUUCUUGAGAAAGUUACAAUUCCAAGACAUCGAAAGAGUAGAAGCAGAGGUUUUGCUACUAACUCUUCUUCCAAACGGUUUCUCAGACACCCUAAUUAAGGACUCAAAAUCUCUUUGGCUUUUGGAUCGUUUCUUUUGUGGAAAUGGAAUAUAAAAACUUUUUUUUGGUUACGUCAUUGAUAAUAUAGAAGAAUAAAAAAAGCUUGGCCAUGAUC